Lutzomyia longipalpis is the source of this 2394-nucleotide messenger RNA. It is a transcript of the gene Hsepi, whose product is annotated as D-glucuronyl C5-epimerase B. Gene Ontology annotation, biological process: heparan sulfate proteoglycan biosynthetic process. Gene Ontology annotation, molecular function: heparosan-N-sulfate-glucuronate 5-epimerase activity. Bases 397 to 2130 code for a protein of 577 amino acids. The transcript is spliced from 4 exons. Lineage: Eukaryota; Metazoa; Arthropoda; Insecta; Diptera; Psychodidae. The record is from RefSeq and is a predicted model, not a curated record. Gene Ontology annotation, cellular component: Golgi apparatus.
AAUAAAUUCCGUAUGAUAUGUUCCGUAUGUUUGGCUUUUCCAGUGAAAUCCAUACGGGACAAGGAGGAACAAUAGGGCUUUGCAAAAUAAAUCUUUUUCACCUGGAAAGCUGAGGGAAAAAUUGUGAAAAGGGGGCCAGGUGGAAAAUAGAUUACAUAGUGCCCGUAGGAUGUGAAGGUGUGCUGAUGUACAUAGAGAGAGAUGGGGAAGAAACGAAGAAGAAAUGUGUCAAGUGAUUAAUUUAUCAUCCAUGGCUUUUUGUCCAUGUUGUGGACAAGAGUGGAAUUUUCCGGGAAAAUCGAGAGAGAAAAAACUGUAUUGGUGCUAGAGCAGCAUCCUUAGUGUUGAAGGAAGUGACGCAGAGGAAGGAUAAAAAUUGGGAGUUUGCUCAUCAGAAUGAUGCGUCUUAAUUUAAAAUUCAUUCUGGGACUCCUCUGUCUUCUUGUUCUGGUCACAUUCUCCUUGUGGACACAGUGCGGAGACUCAGCACUGGGUAGGAGUCUUGUCCCAAAGUGGGAUCAGAGAUCCUAUGCAGGGGGUAACCAGCAGCCUGAACAGACGGAAGAGAUAGACUGCUUUAUUAAUCAGGAAUACAAAAUUAGUUGCCGGAAGGAGGGCGAUGAGGUCUACUUGCCCUUUUCGUUUCUGCACAAAUACUUUGAGGUCUAUGGCUCCCUUAGCACUGUGGACGGUACCACGAGAUUCGACUGGGCACAUAGCUAUGGAAAGGUCAAUUAUCCGAAGGGUGUCUACGACCCCAGAGGCAUUUUCAUGUACUUCGAAAACUACAACGUUGAGAUGAGGGAUCGCGUGAAAUGUAUUACAGCUUCCGAGGGUGUUCCCAUAUCGACACAGUGGGAGAGUCAAGGGUAUUUCUACCCCACGCAAAUUGCUCAGUUUGGCUUAUCGCACUACAGCAAAAAUCUCACGGAACCCGAACCACGGAGGAAGAGCGUGGAAGAUGCGGAUAAGAAUUACGGUGAGUGGCAUAUCCCACAGGGUAGUGUCUUCCGGAGGCAUUUUGAUGGGCGAAUUUCCAGUAUGGUGGUGCAAUUUUCAACGGGGCCACAUAUGGAGAGUGCUGUGAGCCUCCCAAUGGACCAUGUGUUGGAUUUGGUGUUGAGUUUGGAUGUGCAAUUGCGCAUCAAUAGUACAUUUUCCGUCUCACUGCAGCAUCGUGAGACAAAGAAAGACUUUCACAUCCACUACAUUGUGUCGGAUUUAAUGCUCAGUACACAAGAUGAGAAUAUUUACUAUGGGUUGGGUACAGCGGGGUUGGAUAGUAAUGGUACAAUGGCAUGGAAGCACCUAACGCGCGAUCUGCUGGUGGAUCUGCAGAAAGGUGUACCAAAUGGUCUAGUUCCAGGCACCGAGAAGAGACAUAAACUACGUCGAACGGAAAUUCGAAUAACAAAACUCUCCUUCCUCGGGGCUGGGGCCUUUGAUAAUAUCACUCUGUCCACGAGUGAGCACAUAGCACACUUCUACGAUGCAGCUGAGUGGUUUGUUCGGCAUCAGGAUGCCACAACGGGUGGAUGGUCGAAUUCCGUGAGAAGACGACUGGGUUCGGGGUUUGCUGAGCUACCCAUUGGUUGGUACUCAGCCAUGGGACAGGGUCAUGCAAUUUCCCUCCUAGCACGUGCCUACUACCAUUCCCGGGGCGAUACACGCUUCCUCCGUGCUGCCCUCGAUGGGCUGAAACCCUUCCGGGUGCCAUCGUAUCAGGGUGGUGUUCUCGCAACAUUCCUAGGGAAGUAUGCAUGGUACGAAGAGUACCCCACGUCACCGCCCUCAUUUGUCCUCAAUGGCUUCAUCUACUCCCUCCUGGGUCUCUAUGAUCUCAACUGUACAGCCCCACAGGGACAUAGUGCCGAAGCUGGGGUACUCUUUGAUCAGGGUAUGACUUCAUUGAAGCACAUGCUGCUGCUCUACGACACAGGGUCCGGUACAAGCUAUGAUUUGCGCCAUUUCACCCUUGGUAUUUCCCCCAAUCUUGCCCGGUGGGACUACCAUGCAACCCAUGUUAAUCAACUCCUACUCCUUGCCACGAUCGACAGAGAUCCCAUCAUUGAGCAAACAGCCAAAAGGUGGCAAGGCUACAUGGUAGGGAAACGUGCCCAGCACAACUGAUUUAUAUCGAAAGAUUUAAUUCUAUUCAACUAUUGGUGGGAUCAAGGAUUGAUUCAAAAAGUACCAUAAUACUCUAUUCUCAUGAAGACAGCAUUUUAGCUGCGCUAGGAGCUAGGUUACGUCUUAACGUGAAUAGAGGAUAGAAUGAGUAUCUUGGGGUCAAUGCUUCUUAAACUUACUUAAAGAAGUUUAAGAAUAUUGUUUUCUUAAUAAUCUUUUCUUUAAAUCAUUAAGUUUGCAAUAAAAAAUAUGAAAAAAAUAAAA